GCGACAAUAUUUAUGGGUUGAGGUUGAAGGACGGGUGUCUUCGAACUGGUGAUAGUUGAUUGGUCAGUUGAAGUUUUUGUUGACCUACAUACGAGGGUAACAGUUCAAAGUUCGAGAGGUUGAGUGUUCGUUACACAGUCUUUGGAAAUUUCUUUGUUCUGGUGAGUUGGAUAGUUCAUUGGAUGAUGUUCACUGUGAGAACGUAUGGAUAUUAAUUUUGGAGGAUGCUGGAAUAUUGUAGGAAUGUCGAGACACGCUGUUGAUGCUAGUAGGGUCGCUUUUCGAUGCGUUGAGGUCCCAGGAAAGUUAGUUGAUCGGCUGUAGCGUCACGUGGAUCCGAUGUCUUCGGUGAAGAUGACGAAGUGGUACUGCUGCUUAUAUUCAAAAAACUAAAGACAUUAAUUAAUACAAACUAGCAGGAAGUCCAAACAAGAAAAAUUUCCAAUCAAGAAUUAUUAAAUAUUCAAAUAGAAGGGAAUUCCAACUGAUCCCAUCUCGCUAACAGGGAUUAAUUGCACUUACCGAGAAGACAAUCUGACUUCCUACUUAGACGAUGGCUUUGUAUAUAAAGAAUCUAGUCCUCUAUCGGGCCAUUGUUCAUUUCCUCUUGCCAUCUAUUCAGGAUAUAGAAAACCAUAGCUUUUAUAAGAAAUUUUUUCUCAAUGAAUAAUCUUAAUGCUUUGACAUCUUUUGCACUCUUCUUAAAUGUUUUUCUAUCGUUGAAUUCGGCACUCUCUGAAGAUAGCAUAGCACUUGUUUCUUCAAACUGGAAGGAAAGUAUGGAUAAACGAAACACUUGGUGGACUAAGAAGUCAGUUCCUGAAGAAGAACUUCAAUUAGACAUAACUGAUAAGGAAAGUUCUCUGUACAUAACUGUUCUUUCAUCAGUAGGUUGUUACAUUAAUUCUUGCAUACCUUCUUUCCUUCAAUGUUGUCACUCGGCCGAAAUUAAACAAAACUUUCUUCGUUGUAAGCAAUUGCAUCGUAGGUGUAUUAUGAAUUGCUUCAAGGAAUGAGAAGAAAAAUGUUUUCCUUUUUUUCUUUCUUUUUUUCCAUUUAUUU
Messenger RNA from Centruroides sculpturatus (bark scorpion), 1062 nucleotides. RefSeq lists its product as uncharacterized. Lineage: Eukaryota; Metazoa; Arthropoda; Arachnida; Scorpiones; Buthidae. The transcript is spliced from 7 exons. The record is from RefSeq and is a predicted model, not a curated record. The coding region runs from base 663 to 1016 and encodes 117 amino acids.